Cladophialophora psammophila CBS 110553 is the source of this 1473-nucleotide messenger RNA. RefSeq lists its product as uncharacterized. The record is from RefSeq and is a predicted model, not a curated record. Lineage: Eukaryota; Fungi; Ascomycota; Eurotiomycetes; Chaetothyriales; Herpotrichiellaceae. The transcript has 7 exons. Gene Ontology annotation, molecular function: iron ion binding; oxidoreductase activity, acting on paired donors, with incorporation or reduction of molecular oxygen; heme binding. The coding region runs from base 1 to 1473 and encodes 490 amino acids.
AUGGGCUUCUCUCUGAGUAAAUUGACGGCGCUCGGAGUUGUGCUGAUGGCAGGGUGGCUUGUGUCGAAGGUGGUGUACGCCUUGUUCUUCUCGCCUUUGUGCAAGAUACCUGGGCCCUUUGUGGCACGAUUGACGCCAUUGUGGCUGAGAUUCGUUGACCUGGCAGGCAACCGCACAUCCACCAUCAACCGGUUGCAUCAGCGCUACGGCUCGACAGUGUUGAUUGGACCCGACGAAAUCUCCUUGGCCGACAUCUCGAAUGUAAGAGAAAUCUACGGCCAAGGGACGAGCUUCAUGAAAGCUCCCGUCUACGAGUCAAUGACCAUGCCGCCAAACGGGGUUUUCAGUAUGAGAGACAAGAUUCAGCACAGUCAACGGAGGAGGCUGCUCAGCCACGCCUUUUCCCAAUCAAAUCUGCAGGAAUGCGAGCCUCUCAUACAGAAACAGAUAGAGACUUUGCUGGAUGUACUGCAGAGAAAUGCAGGUACUCCCAUAGAUAUGCUCAACUGGUUCAGGCUGACAGCCUUUGACGUCGUCGGAGAACUCUUUCUAGGCCAGUCGUUUGGCGGGCUCGAGUCAGGUGUGACCCCUCAAUUUUUGAGUGACAUUGAAAUGUUUUUUAUCUUGGCCGAUCUGCAAUGGAACAACCCCUGGCUCGCACGACUGAUCCUAUGGAUUCCUUUGCCUUCCGUUCGAUAUUUUCUGGGCGCAAUGCAGAGACUAGCAGAUUAUGGAGAACAGGCUUUCCGCCGCUAUGUUGACCAACAUGGACGGAGUUCAGGACGCCGAGAUCUUUUGACAAAGAUCCUUUCAGCCAAAGCCGAGACUGGGGAUAACCAACUGAGUGAUAAAGAAACAUCACUCGAGAUUGGCAAUCUCAUCUUUGCCGGUACAGACACCACAAGCACCACUCUGACGUUCUUGUUCUGGGAGCUUUCCCGUAGCCAAAUCUGGCAGAAGCGAUUGCGGGAGGAACUGCUGGCUCACACUGACGGCUCGCCCACCUUCCAACAAAUUCAGGACCUUUCUGUGCUUGAAGCAGUAAUCAACGAAGCUCUUCGGCUGCAUCCAGCGGCACCUGCGAGUCUCCCCAGAGAGACACCCGCGGGCGGCAAAGAGCUGAACGGCUUUUUUAUUCCUGGAAAGACAAUUGUGUCUAUGCAAUGCUAUACGACGCACCGUGAUCCGGCAGUUUUCCCAGACCCGGAACGCUUCGCGCCCGAGAGGUGGGUGGACCCCAAGAAUAUCUCGUAUGAGAUGAAGGAGCUCUUCAUGCCGUUUUCGAAGGGAACGAGAGCAUGCCUGGGGAAGAAUCUGGCAAUGAUGGAGUUGAAACUGAUCACAGCACAUCUGGCGCGGCGGUUCGAGUGUGUGCCUGCCCCGUCGACCACGGAGGAGUCCAUGGCAACAAAGGAUCAUUUUCUUCUCGUUCCAGUCGGAGGGAAGUGCGAGCUGAUAUUUAAGGAAGUUUGA